GCGAGCCGCUUCAACCGUCUGACUACAUGGAAGAAACACCGAGAACACAACUGGAGGAGACGCCGGAGCUCGACGGACUGCAGUCAGGAUGGUCUAUAUCGCCGCUAUGCCCUUUGGACACGGAGUGUCUGUCUUGACGGAGGAGGAAAGCGUGGUGGAGAUGAUAGGAAAGUACUUCUUCCACCACAACUCCCCGGGCCGCGGGUCGAGUUCGGCCCGGCGGGGAAGCGUUGAGAGCUGCGAUGAGAGGGACAGCAGCUGGCCUUCCGCAGAUUUGGAUGCUGGUGUUGAGGACGAACAGCAGCUCCUGCAUCAGGACCUGACCCGGCAGAUGGAGUGCUGUCUGACGGAAGCCAAGCCGUCCGUCCUGCGCUGCCAGGUGCUGCUGCUGCCCCUCAACAUGAUCACCAGGGUCGGGCACCACAUCCUGCUCUCCUCCGCCAAUGAACCCUGCGGGCUCCGGGGCGCCUCCAUCAGGCUGUACGUUGAGGGCAAAGACGGCCUCAAGUCUGUGGGGACCGUCGUUCCGGACCCAAAUGUGACCCCGACCUUUGAACUCUCUGUGGUGUUCAAGGUGGACAAGGAGGAUGGCUGGCACAUCUUUGAUUCUGGAAAAGUGCUGAAGCUGAGGCCGGAGUACCGGCUGAUGAAGAGGAAGCUCUACUCCUCUGAAAGUCCCGUGAUCCACGAGUUCAGCUAGUGGUGGACGGGGACUGCAGUCAUUUCAGUCCAUAGUGAAUGUAAGGCUGUGUACGCUGUGACGUUUCUGUUUUGAUUAACUCUUGUUCAUUUUAUAUAUUAAGAUAGCUGAACCUUUUUGAGCAGGCCCUCAAACUGACUUUGUUUUUGUUGCUUUUUCACUAAUUGUCAGUAUUUUGCACUGCGAGUUGUCUGACUGCUUAAAUUUCAAUCCAGUACUGGGCUGGUCUCACUACUGAAGUGUACUGUUUUUGUAUUUUAUUUGAGACUUAAACUGUGCAAUAAAGUAUUUAUAUGACGUUUUA
This is a messenger RNA of Xiphophorus couchianus (Monterrey platyfish), 1004 nucleotides long. Its product is annotated as DNA damage-inducible transcript 4-like protein. Gene Ontology annotation, cellular component: cytoplasm. The coding region runs from base 89 to 700 and encodes 203 amino acids. Lineage: Eukaryota; Metazoa; Chordata; Actinopteri; Cyprinodontiformes; Poeciliidae. The transcript has 2 exons. Gene Ontology annotation, biological process: negative regulation of signal transduction. The record is from RefSeq and is a predicted model, not a curated record.